UAUUCAUAAACUACGAAACGUAUCGAUGCUUAUUAUAAUACCAUAUUUAUAAUUUUCUCUCUUAGAAAUUCUCCAAAUAAUUCGCUCAGAUUCCAUUGACAGAUUGUGUAUAUUUAGGAAAGGAAUCGAAUACCAAGGAAGACGAAGAACAAGGAGUAGAAGCAGUAGAGAAGCACAAACAUUUGCAGGUAGUUUUUGAAGCUCUUUAAGGUUUUGAUGGAAGACAAUCAAUUAAACUUCAAUCGACCAAUUCUUUCUGUAAGACGUUUCUCAUCAACAGUUUCUUCUCAAAAGGACUCCAAAAGGAAAAAUGGAAUAUCACCAAGUCCUUCUUACAAAUCAGGUUCAUUAAGAAACCCUGGAAGUGUCCCUUUUGUUUGGGAACACACUCCUGGAAAACCAAAAGAUGAAACAAAAACACAAAAACAUAUAAAAUAUCUUGUCCCAAAGCCUCCACCAGGUCGAAUUUCAAAACCUAAAAAGCAAGAAUCUUUAGAAGUGAAGUUAACAGAAUUUGAGAGCUCAAAAGAGACAAAGAAAGAGUCAUCUGAUUCAAGAGUGAUGAAUGAGAAGCCAUUGGAGGUGAAGAAGGUGGUUAAUAGGGAAAAUGAGAAGCCACAAAUUACAUAUGGCCCUAAUUUUUUACAGUUUACUGGUGAUGAUAGUGAAGAAGAUAGUGAUUUUGAUUAUGAUGAGCAUGAAAAUACAUCAUAUAAGGUUUGUGGAUUGCUUCCACAUUUUUGUUUAAAGGGUUCUAUUGGUCUUUUGAAUCCAUUACCAGGAUUAAGUAUGAGAACCAGAUUACCAAUUUCUUCUGCUAAUAAAACUCCCUCUGAAUCCUCAUCUGCUAGCUCUCAGCCUGCUAGAGUGGCUGUAUAUGAGCACAGAUCAUUAGCCAAGCAAGAAAAAGAGGAGACCGUUAUAAAAAACAAGCCUAAAGAAGCUGCCAAUCAGAAAGAGCGAUCAGAGCCGUUGGAUCGUGUGAUUUCAGAUGAUGAUAUCGAUUUAAAAAAUAAAGAAGUAAAUUUACAAAAGAAAGGACUCAUUAGCUUCAAGGAAUUACUAGCUGUUGAGAAUGAGAAAGAAUCCAGCCCUCAAAAUCAUAUGGUUGAAAAGACUCUUUACAUUGACACCAUACAUAAGGUCGAAACUGCCAAAUCUGAUGAGGGUAUUUUCGAAAUUUCACAUAUUCCGAAACAGGAGAAAGAAGCGGGAUUUUGUGAAGACCCGAAAGUUGAACGAGAUUUAAAGUUUUCCCGACAAAAUAACAUGGAGUUACCCGCUCCGCCGCCAUUACCGAAAUCACCCUCGGAUUCUUGGUUGUGGCGGACAUUGCCGUCUAUGUCCUCGAAAAAUCUAUCUUUACGCGCAAAUCCUAAUCCUAAACAUCCGACUUCCAACACAAGGGCAAAAUUGGAAAAUUUUCAAUCACAAAAUCCACAGGGACAAUUACUUCCUAUACCAGAAACUUAGUAUUUUGAGUUAGUAGAGUAUGAUAUGAAGCAAAGAAGAAGCAUUGAAGGUUUGCUAUUGGUUAGAGGUGGUAUGAAUGUAAUGAAUGAGUCGGUUGUGAUUAUUUUUGAUGGGCGUAUCAUGUCAUUAUCAUAUUUUAUAUCAUGUAAUUAAUAGUGAGGAAUAAAAGAAAGUUGAUUGGAGGUUUGUAUAUGGUAAUAUGAAGAGGGAAAUGGUCUGUAAAGAUGUUUUCAUAAUAAGAAAGGAGAUGGGGUACCUUUCAGAUAGAAUGGAAAAAGGAGGACUUUAUGCU
Lactuca sativa (garden lettuce) is the source of this 1765-nucleotide messenger RNA. RefSeq lists its product as uncharacterized. The record is from RefSeq and is a predicted model, not a curated record. NCBI's taxonomy places the organism in Eukaryota, Viridiplantae, Streptophyta, Magnoliopsida, Asterales, Asteraceae.